AUGAGCUUCCAGGGGUACGACCAGUACCAGCCGGACUACAGUCGGCAGGAGCUCUCACGCAAGGACAAGCGGCGGCAUAACAUCGAAUCCAAGGUCGCCAAGAUCAGCCAGAACUUCGUGGUAGACAAGGAUGUGCACUACCGGGACCGGCUGACACACCUGCAGACGGACCUGACAAGUCUGCAUCAGGGGAACAACCUGCAAUUCAUGCGGAUGCUGCGGGACCUGGAGGAGGAGCGGGACCUGGAGCUGAUCCGGCUGCGGUUCUACGAGGAGUACCGCGUGCAGCGGUCCAGCAUCGAGUUCCAGGAGGACAUCGAGAAGACCAAGGAGGAGCACGAGAAGAUGAUCAAGCUGUGCAAGGAGAAGCUGUACGAAUCAUUCGAGAAGAAGAUCAUCAAGCUGCAGGAGGAACGGCUGCUCACGGACGUGGCAAACGCGCACUCGUACUCGAUGGAUCAUCCGCGCACAAAGCAGGCGAAGCCGACGCGAAGCCUGCAGAGCGCGUGGGACUCGUCCACCAGCGAGCUGGGCGGCGGCACGGGCGCAGGCGGCGCCAGCGCGAACGAGAGCGGCACGGAGACCGGCGCUGAGCGCCGGUCUCUGCGCAAGCGCGUCACGAACAACGCGGCCGCACGCAUCAUCAACGAGGAGAGUGAGUAUGUCUCGAACCGCGACUCGUCGGGCCCAUACGGCGGCAGCCGCACGGGCACGGGCAGCGCGGCGAACGCUGCAAUGGCCGGCGGCAGCCAGAACAACAGCGAUUCCGAGUUCCUGCAGUAUAUCAGCGACUCGAACGAGCUCUACACGCUGCUGUUCGGCUCCGAGGAGCGAGACACGGAGAAAAAGAAGCUGCGUAGCACGCAGCGCCUCUCCACAAAGAGCGCCCCGCCGCUCCAGUCGCUGACGCCCGACGAGGUCACCGAGGACAUCGCCCUCAUCCGCCAGCUCACCGGCCAGCCACCCGCGCCGUUCCGCAUAUAG
Molecule: messenger RNA, 984 nt
Organism: Eremothecium gossypii ATCC 10895
Lineage: Eukaryota; Fungi; Ascomycota; Saccharomycetes; Saccharomycetales; Saccharomycetaceae
Gene: SDS3
Product: Sds3p
Exons: 2
Coding region: 1-984 (327 amino acids)
Biological process (GO): negative regulation of transcription by RNA polymerase II
Cellular component (GO): Sin3-type complex
Molecular function (GO): histone deacetylase binding
Source: RefSeq, marked provisional